This is a messenger RNA of Lichtheimia ornata, 2526 nucleotides long. RefSeq lists its product as uncharacterized. The coding region runs from base 1 to 2526 and encodes 841 amino acids. The record is from RefSeq and is a predicted model, not a curated record. Lineage: Eukaryota; Fungi; Mucoromycota; Mucoromycetes; Mucorales; Lichtheimiaceae. Gene Ontology annotation, molecular function: guanyl-nucleotide exchange factor activity. The transcript has 7 exons.
AUGCCAUCCAUCACGCAUCCUCGAUUCCCAUAUGCAUCGCGACCACCCCAUACACCUCAUACUCCCCGAGCACAGACACCCUCGAAUCCAUUAUCCGAACUUAUUCACUCUGAGAAAACAUACUUGGACACGUUGAAAAUCAUUGACUCGCACAUUGCGCCGCUGUGGAUGAAACAAACUGUAUCAGCUGCGCCUGACUUUUCGGAACAACUCAAAAAUGCCAAUGGAGUCUACAGAGCCAACAAGCGCUUCUAUUCGUGCCUACUCAAGGUAGCUGGUCAUCCAAGUGCAUUGAAAGAAUUGGGUGAUGUACUCAUGCAGUGGGUACAAGAUAUGGAACAACCCUAUGCUCGAUAUCUAGAACGCCUCAUCCAUCAUAUCAACACGCGAGAUGAUAUUCUUGAUACUGCAUCCAUUCGACAACGUCUCAAUACAGUCUCGUUGAAUCUCUCUCGCAGGAUCACGCUUGAAGAUUUAUUCAGUGCACCUGUUAACCGGCUUGAUUACUAUAAAGGACUAUACCAUCGAUUGUUGCAGAGCACCAAACCUGGAAGAGCCGACCACGACCUUUUGAUUAUCGCCAAUCAACGAAUUGAUCGCUUGAUACAAAUUGCAGCAAAUCCCCACCAUUCAGAUGAUACAGCUGUCGAUAACGAUCAUGAUGGUGAUGAUGAUGAGUUAUUUGCACUUUAUGACGAUUACGCUACUGAAGAGCCUGAAGAACAAGAGAAAGCUCGUGCUGGUCGCAAAGCUUUCCGAGAUACCAUCAUGGAUUUUUAUGGCAGCAGGAAUCGUGAAAACGACGUAUCACCAACAACCCAUGACAAUGACAACGAAGCUGUAAUGGAUGAGGAUGGUCAAGACCUCGCCAAUAUUACCCCACGCUCUGUCAAGAUGCUAUCUCGGAUACCAGACAUACAUGUUGCGAAUGUUAUGAUACAUCCAUCACCCUUAUCACCUCCUCCACCUCAUGUUGACGAACCAUCGGCACAAUCAGCAUCGCAUGAAGAUCCGAUGCAGCAGUCAUCCACCGAAGAGCAAUCGGCCGAAUCAACACCUGUUCAAAUGACAUACAUUCAACCCGCAGUCCUUAAAGCUACAUUGAUACGACAUGAUGUGGAUGAUAAUGUAACCAACGACGACAACGAUGAUGAUGAUGAUAUACCAUUGAUACCACAGCAACCACCAGCCGUUUCUUCCAACAUCGAUAAUAAUAACAAUCAACGUUCAUCAUCCAAGGCACCAUCUAUAGAACGACAUAAUAAUCAGGGAGGACAACAACAGCAUGCUGUCAUGCAAACCAUGGAAUCCUUACGCAGCGCUCUUACAGCAUCCCUUGAUUCUUUUACCGAUUCUACUCAUUCCUUACAAUCAAGCUACUCGGCUCCACGAUCAUCAUCAUCGACAGCUGCAACAGAAACGGUCCCUAAUACAUAUAUCGAGGAGAAACCAUCCCCCUCCUCUAACACACCUCGUUCUUUACCUCUUGCAGAAUCACCAUCUUCCAAUGAAUAUCAACAACGCACAUCCUAUUCGAAGUCUAACAUGCAAAGCACCACUGCCCCUGUCGAUCAUCAACAACGUCAAGGAUCAAUGCAGCUGAUGAUGAAUUCUUCCUCCGAUUCUAUUGCUAUGCAAUCCUCAAUUUCCAAUUUUGGCGGUGGACAACGAGAUCCGCAAGAACGGCAAUCUCAUGGUAACCAAUUGCAAACUUUGGAAUCACCACCAGAGAGUCCUGGUAUCUAUGCCAAUGCUACUCGGCAGGUCCUCUAUACGCAUGGUUGUUGUCACGUAUUCCAUUGGAAAGAUCAAACAUGGUAUGCAGCUGAAAGUCCAUGUUCUGUGCUGGUGCGCAUGACCAAUUCGAAUCGUUAUUGCAUCUCUCUUCAACUUCUUUCUACCGGUGAACUUUACUUGAAUGCAUGGGUGGUUCCUAAUAUGGGUGUACAAUUGAUGGCACAAUCGGAUGUCAGCUUAUCAGUCUAUGUUGGGAUGCAGCUCGAGAAUUACUUGGUCCAUUUCGAUCGACGUCCUGAUGCUGUAGAGCUUGAGAAUGUCAUGCAGUAUGCUCAACGAGAGACCACUCGCAUGAUGGAUCCUGUUUAUGAACAACAACAGCAAGCUGCACAUGGCUUCACAGCAACAUCCUUGGCUGAUCCUGAAGAAGGACAACGUGAAGCAAUUGAAGAAGGCCCACAAACCUUGACACCUUUGAUGCAAUGCAAAUGCAAGCUCUUUGCCCAGCAAGAAGUCUCCUCUUGGAACAGCAUAGGCAAUGUUGAAUUACGUCUCUGUCAACAACAACCAAGUCAAAAGAUGCAUAUUGAAAUGGAGAACAACAAGGGCAAACUUGCUAGUGCGGUUGUAUUGAGUCGCAAUGUAGAAAAGAAAGCACCCAAACGUAUCACCUUUCAGCUCAUCACUGAUAACUCCAGCAUGGUUUACAUGAUCAACUUUAAAGACGAACGUACCACCAAUAAGGUUUUCGACUUUAUCAAGACACAGAAUGCCCAAAAUGGGUGGUAA